Messenger RNA from Scheffersomyces coipomensis, 714 nucleotides. RefSeq lists its product as uncharacterized. NCBI's taxonomy places the organism in Eukaryota, Fungi, Ascomycota, Pichiomycetes, Serinales, Debaryomycetaceae. Gene Ontology annotation, biological process: vesicle-mediated transport. The coding region runs from base 1 to 714 and encodes 237 amino acids. Gene Ontology annotation, molecular function: protein-macromolecule adaptor activity. The transcript has 2 exons. The record is from RefSeq and is a predicted model, not a curated record.
AUGAUUCCAAAUCAUAUACUAAUACUAGGACCAUCAUAUUCAAGUAAAGUACAAAUAGCGAAUCUCAUUGCUAAGAAAGACGAGAAAUCCAAUGAAGAACAGGAGCAAAAUGAUAAGAUUAUAAAGACUUCUAUAACUACUAAAUACUAUAGUCUUGAUUUAAAUAUAUUCAUUGAUGAAUACUUUGAAACUAGAAAGAGUCAUCCUUUAUCGGAUCGAGAGAAGUUAGAUGCAUUGAUUAAAUGGAGUGAUGAGUUUUUAUCGGAGGAAUGUGUUGAUUUGAGAGAAGUGUUGGAUGGAUUUAUAUUCUGUGUUUCCUUCAGUGAAGAUAGUGUCGAUUAUAUACUGAAGGGGAUCAAUAUUAUAGAUACCAUACGAAGUAAAUUGGUGGAUAAUGAUAAAUUUGAAGGAUUUUUCACUAUAAUAGGAUCCAAUUAUCAUUCUGAUUCUGAUGUAAAUGAAUCCAUCGAAGAUUUGAUUAUUUCAAGUGGAUAUGAAUAUAUAAAUUUUGAUAUACUGGGGAAGAAUGAAUAUGAUGAAACGAUUGGGAAGGAUAGAAUCAUAGAAUUGAUUGAAUCAAAUGAAUGGACUCAUAUGAAUUUAAUUAAACAUAAUGAUUAUGAAAAUAGUAAGAUGCAGAAGUUAAAUGAUAUGACUAAAGGUUUAUUAAGUCAAGAUGAUAAUGAUGAUGGUGAUGAGAAUAAUAAUGCAUAA